AUGGCAUUUACGCCAGAAGCAAAGGUGACCUUGGCAAAUGCAAUCGAGCCCCGCAACAGACCUCUCGAAAUGAGUAUUGAACGAUACUUUUCAUCAAGAUCUUUUAAAAGUUGGGUUUAUCGCGAGGGAAACAGGCUGGGAUCUUCUCGGUUGGGUUCGGUCCUUCUCGGCUGCGUUGGGUGGCUUCUGGGUGGAGGACAGCGGGCUAGCGCUACAGUACCAGCCGUGCUGUUGAUGAAUGCUACACUUUAUAUGUGCGGAAACGAUAUCUGUUGGGAUAAUUCUUCAAAGCACUUCAGAGAAACAACACUGGACCUUCUACAACUAUUGGGAGAGCUCAUCACCAAAUCACCAGAAACGACCAGGGACGUCUACCAUGAUCUGAAAUUAGCAAAAGUAAUUAUCAUCGGGAUGACUGUUACCUGGGACUACAGAAUACUGAGGACGACGCCCAUCAUCCCCCAUACUUCUAUGACCAGUCUAGGUCUCCAGCUUCCUACAAAUAAAGGAGACUAUUUGAGGAUAGGAAAUAUCAUGGAACGUGCCAAAGAAGUCACUCAUCAAAAGAAGUUAUCUUUCCCAAGCACCAUCACAAGAGGAGUACAUGGACCAGGCGCACGAGGUCAGAGAGCUUAUAAUAUCGGUGACACUAUAGACCGGCAUCCACCACAGCGGGGCUUGAGUAUUCGUCAGAGUAUGGAUGACCUGGCAGCACAUCAAUUACUGCAAGUAUAUUCUCUUCCUUGGGCAGGAGUUACUAUAGACACUCCAGUAAACGAGAAUGUCACAAACGUUUCAAUCCAGUCAAUAGACAGACCCAAUAUCACCAACAAAAAUUCUGAUAUAGACCCCAAAAUCGUCAUUUACACUACCUCAUUCCUCAUCCUGUGCUGUAUCGUCUCCCUGGCAGUCAAUAUAGUGAUCCUCUCCUCCGUCUGCUUCAUGCGGUCCAAGGUCUACCCCACACUCUACAUCAGUCUCAGUCUUGCCGGUGCCGACACCUUCAGUCUCUUCCUCUACGCUCUCGGUCUCGUCCUCUUCACCCUGGUUCCUCGCGGGUUCGGUAUCAGUCUCCUGGCCGACUGCACAUCCCUGGUGGUCGAGGCGCUCCGCAUGGGAGCCGUCUUGACUACCAUGUUCCAUCUGCUCGCCCUGGCCGGCAAUCAUUACCUGGGUAUUCUGCAACCUCUCAAGUACCCGGUAUAUAUGACCAGAAGUACCGUGAGGACUAUCGCUCUCCUACUGUGGACAAUACCUUCUGUUCUACUCAUCAUCGACAUAUUCAUCGUCGAGGGCAGCGCGUACAACUCGUGCUCACAUCUUUUCUUACGAAGAGCAAAGUUUCGGACGACCUUUGCUUUGCUGUUCUUUACGACUCUGGGGGUGAUGUUGUUCAUCUACUGCCACAUAUAUAUCCUAGUGGACAAACACCACAAAAAGCCCAUUGUCGGAAAACAUCACUGCAGCAAAAAACGCCGCCACCAGAGCAGAAAUACUUCUUUUACAAAAUCUCAGGUGAACGAGAAAGUGAUUGUGACUACUCUGAUGAUAUUGGGGUCCGUAAUCAUCGGCUGGUUGCCUGUCUUCACCUAUUUCAUCCUUUGCUGUGAUGACUGCUGGCUCAAAGAUUGGUGGCAAUUGAAAACUUAUUCUGAGCACGCUUUCCUUGUUCUCAUAAACUUCUUAAUGAUAUGCAAGACAGCCAGCAACUCGUACAUAUACGCUUGUCGUAUGAAGGAGUUAAAGAUUGCUCUGCGGGGAAUGAAGAAAUUAGUGGUGAAACAUUUCACAACAAGAGGUACAAGUAACAAGGACCCCUCAGUUCCUUUGCGUAACAGUACAUUUCCUCCAUGGGAAUGA
This is a messenger RNA of Homalodisca vitripennis (glassy-winged sharpshooter), 1860 nucleotides long. RefSeq lists its product as uncharacterized. Lineage: Eukaryota; Metazoa; Arthropoda; Insecta; Hemiptera; Cicadellidae. Gene Ontology annotation, cellular component: membrane. Gene Ontology annotation, molecular function: G protein-coupled receptor activity. Gene Ontology annotation, biological process: G protein-coupled receptor signaling pathway. The transcript is spliced from 9 exons. The record is from RefSeq and is a predicted model, not a curated record. The coding region runs from base 1 to 1860 and encodes 619 amino acids.